Messenger RNA from Phycomyces blakesleeanus NRRL 1555(-), 954 nucleotides. RefSeq lists its product as hypothetical. The record is from RefSeq and is a predicted model, not a curated record. The coding region runs from base 1 to 954 and encodes 317 amino acids. Gene Ontology annotation, molecular function: tRNA (cytidine-N3)-methyltransferase activity. The transcript has 5 exons. NCBI's taxonomy places the organism in Eukaryota, Fungi, Mucoromycota, Mucoromycetes, Mucorales, Phycomycetaceae.
AUGGCCGACGCACAAAACAAGAAGACUAGCUCUUCAGCUAUUGAUGUCGCUGAUGCAACAGAUUCUGCCGCAAAGUUUGGCUCGAGACUUUUACAGGAUGAAGAGGCUGUGUUCAGUCAGAAUGCUUGGGAUCAUGUUGAAUGGGAUGAGGAGCAGGACAGAUAUGCUCAAGAAAGAAUUCAGAAACAUCUUUCUAGCCCAGUACCUGAAGAGGAGCAAGAGCAAUAUUAUGCGCAGCCAGCACACUAUUGGAACAACUUCUAUCAAAAAAAUGAAAACAGAUUUUUCAAGGAUCGUAACUGGUUGAGACUCGAGUUCCCAGAACUUUUUCUGACUGCUGACGCUGAUGCUGGAAAAAAAACUGUCUUUGAAGUGGGCUGUGGUGCCGGAAAUACCAUGUUUCCCCUUCUCCAAGAAAGCAAGAACCCAAACUUGUUUGUCUAUGCCGCUGACUUUUCGAGCACAGCUGUCCAGGUUGUUCAGAACAAUCCUAGCUAUGACACCUCUCGUUCACUUGCUUUUGUGUGGGAUUUGGCUAGUCCAGAUAUCCCUGAACAUAUUCAGCCUGAAUCGCUUGAUAUUAUUGUUCUGAUCUUCGUAUUGUCUGCACUGACACCCGAACAAUGGGAACAGGCUAUUACAAAUAUGUACAAGAUGCUGAAACCAGGAGGACUUGUCCUGUUUCGUGAUUAUGGUCGACACGAUCUUGCUCAACUGCGCUUCAAAGAAAAGCGUUUAUUGAAAGAAAACUUUUAUAUCCGAGGAGACGGAACUCGAGUUUACUUUUUUACACCCGAAGAAGUAGCUGGACUGUUUACAUCCAAGGCUUCCGAAGAAACUGGACCUCGGUUUGAGGUAGAGCAGAAUGCAGUAGACCGACGUAUGAUUGUGAACCGAAGCCGAAAGUUAAAGAUGUACCGAGUCUGGCUCCAAGGAAAAUUCAGAAAACUAUAA